AUGACGAUCAGAAAAAGGCUUAUAUCGAUGCAAUCGAACAAGCGCGUGGAGAAGGUGUCGACUUGGUCGACACUACUAGGCAACAACUUCUUCCAUUUGCAAGCGGUUGAUGCAUAUCAGACAAUCGCAGAUGACUUCACUGCUCUCAUCCAUCGCUUUAAGUUCAAUCACGUGCAGCAGGCUGCAUUCGCACGCCUCCGCGCCCUACCUGGUGGGUUUGAUCUCAUCCAAGGGCCCCCUGGCACUGGAAAACCUAAUGGGCGCACCAUCAACGACGUCGUCAAUGAUCUCGCCGUCGGGAUCGAGGAAGCUCGGUUACAGUUCGUCCCCGACCGUGAGACCAUCAUUGUCCGUUGCCAUGCGCUCAGCACUGGAUAA
Aspergillus lentulus is the source of this 378-nucleotide messenger RNA. RefSeq lists its product as uncharacterized. The record is from RefSeq and is a predicted model, not a curated record. Lineage: Eukaryota; Fungi; Ascomycota; Eurotiomycetes; Eurotiales; Aspergillaceae.